Molecule: messenger RNA, 1083 nt
Organism: Labrus bergylta (ballan wrasse)
Lineage: Eukaryota; Metazoa; Chordata; Actinopteri; Labriformes; Labridae
Source: RefSeq, a predicted model, not a curated record
GGUUUUGCUUUACCAGCUUGUUUUACCUGUAAAGUGUGCUCGUUUUGGACACCAGUGAAUCCCGUACCCGUACCUUCUCCCUUUUCCAAACGGAAUCCAAACAUUAUCUCCAGGCACCUUUUAAAGGAGGCAAACGAGUGCAGGUUUAAAGACUUCACCUUUGGACCUCACUAUGCAAAGACUUCAGGUGUUAAAAGACGCUUUGCUUGGCUUGGAUCUGAUCCAAAGGCAGGCGCUGGUGGGUUCAGCGGUUGCAGCGGGGGGACUUCUGGCCUACAUGGUCCACAGAAGAAGACAAGUGAAAACGAUUCCGCUCGGCGAAGGAUGGUGGGGAGCCGGAGAGAAACCACUGACAGAGGAUGAUAAAAUCUACCCAUUUAAAGUGGAAACUUCAGAAGAAGAAAUCAAGGACCUUCAUGAGCGCAUUGACCGAACACGCUACUCGGAUCCUUUAGAGGACAGCUACUUCCACUACGGCUUCAACUCCACUCACCUGAAGAAAGUGGUUUCUUACUGGAGACACGAGUUUGACUGGAACAAGCAGGUGGCGGUGCUGAACAAGUAUCCACACUUCAAAACUAAAAUAGAAGGAGUGGACGUGCACUUUAUUCAUGUUCGGCCGCCACACCGCGAGAAUCAGACGGUGCUGCCUCUGAUGCUCGUCCACGGCUGGCCCGGCUCCUUUUACGAGUUCUACAGGAUUCUACCUCUUCUCACAGAGAGCCGGGACGGCGUCGUAUUUGAGGUCAUAUGUCCGUCCAUCCCUGGCUAUGGUUUCUCAGAAGCUCCUCAUAAACAAGGUAGGUGAACCUGGAACGGCCGAGGUUCACCACUGGAACUUCAGGUACUCACUGCAUCUCCACUGAUGAACUCCGAUGAACUCCUGAAGACUAUUUUGACCCCUAAGACUGACUACACACUAGAACAUUUUAAGCCUGAUUUUUGUACUGAUUUCCCCCCCAACGAUCAGGUUUGUGUGGCCAGAUUCGAGGCUUCACUAACUCGAUGUUGACUACUUUAAAGGAGCAGUAUGUACGUUUCUGCUCGUGGAGCUUAUUAGAAACAUGCAGAGGCUUUUUAGGU